This is a messenger RNA of Pocillopora verrucosa, 2200 nucleotides long. Its product is annotated as adenosine receptor A2b-like. Gene Ontology annotation, cellular component: plasma membrane. Gene Ontology annotation, molecular function: G protein-coupled receptor activity. NCBI's taxonomy places the organism in Eukaryota, Metazoa, Cnidaria, Anthozoa, Scleractinia, Pocilloporidae. The record is from RefSeq and is a predicted model, not a curated record. Gene Ontology annotation, biological process: G protein-coupled receptor signaling pathway.
ACAGAGAACAAAACGUAGUCGACGCCAUCGGCGGUCGGCCGUUCAAUAACGUAUUACGUUUCGUGUUUGUUUAUACGUGAACAGCACAGACUUUGAUAGCACAAUUUUGACGUAAUUUAGCACUUUGAUCGUUUGCGGUUAGUUGCAGAUGUCAUGUAGUUGUAAGAUAUUAUGGUCAUGCACUUGACUUGAGUUAGUACUUGAAGUUCCGAGUGCUUAAUGGCUGACUGUGUUUUCUGUUGUCAAAGGUUGCAUAAUAUUGUGGCUUCUGGGAGGAAAAGGUAGCCUAAAGUCUACACAAGUCUUACUCAAGACUGCACCAAGCGAAGGCUACGCUCGCCGCAGAAGAACGAAUUUAAAGGAAAAAUUGAGUUAAAUCUUAUAACUGUCGGACAAAACUGAGAAUGACGAGCUGAUCUGCUUGGCGCUUAAAAGGGACAGUCCAAAGACGCCGCAAAAUUAACCUUUUUAGCGUACGCGAGAUAUUCCGGCCAUCGUGAGUGAAUUUCAAAUUUCGCAUGACUCUUCAUAUCUAUCGUAAAGCACUGAGUUUCGCUGACUUGGGAUUUAAAUCACGGAUCAAUGGAAAACUCCACAAAUGUUACGCAAAGAGCUCCUGCUGAUGCUCUUCAGAUCGAGCCAAGCUGGGUUUAUACUGGAGUUGGAAUAUAUUCUGCUCUCGUAAUCCUCAUUGUUGCGGGGAAUUUGUUGAUCAUCAUCGCCUUCCUUACCACCCCCAAGCUUAAAACGAAAACCAACUACUUCAUAUUCUCUCUAGCUGUGGCGGAUCUUUUGGUUGGGUUAUUUUCUGUUCCCCUAUGGAUAUAUUUCAUUGUCACGUUUGACUUCAAGAACGAUUUGUAUAAGUAUUACCAAUUGGGUGACAUUGUAUCGGGUGUGUCGUCUAUUCUGCACUUGACGUGUAUUAGUAUAGAGCGGUGUUAUGCUAUAGUUGCACCCUUAAAACACAGGAAGAUCAGUAAAGCUAAAAUUUUCGCCGGUAUCGUGCUUUCAUGGCUGCUUGCCAUUUUCAACGCCUUAUUGAGAAAGCUUUCCGGCUGGAAAGAUGUCGCCAUAUUCAACACGUUUACUUUCUUCUUCGUUCCGUCGCUGUUGAUAGUUGCUGCUUACAUAGCUAUCUUCUUUGUGGCCAAAAGGAGCUUGAAAGAACAUAGUAGACGUUCCCUAAAGAAGGACCUUCAUGUUGCCUAUACUGUUGCCUUAGUAACCGGCGUUUUUGCCAUCUGCUGGCUUCCAUUUUUUUCGGCGAUCUUGAUCUACAAAUGGUGCGCUGCUUGCACAUUCGUAUGGGACAUGCGCGUCCUGAUGGCAGUGAAAGUACUGCACUUUGGUAACUCUGCUAUGAACCCCAUCAUCUACUCGGUCAGAAAUCGGAGGUUUAACAAAGCUUUCAAAGGGCUUUUGCUGCGUUUGGUCUGUCGUAGACUGGAUACAUCCUACGCCGGCAUGAACAACUCCACUCAGGCGACUCAGCGCACCCGUCUGACUAUGACAAUGAUGGAUAAAUCUGUGAAGCUUUCUCCCCAAAACAGGAGUCAUUCAGAUGACACUUGCACGACUAAACUUACCUAACCUCAGCCACUGGAAAGUAUCUUCUGGGAAACAACUGAGAGAGAAAAAACAUAGUUAUCUGUGGCGUUACAUUGUUCCUCAGACGAUUUCAGAAUUAGAGGAACACAAGUAAAACAUUCAGACAACACGAGGACAGAUUAUGUCUCACAUACUUGUUUAACGCUCCUUGGAGAAUCACUGCAUCCAGAAGUUCUAGUCGUGUUUGUCCUGAGGAGAAAGUUAUUCAAUAUGUAUUGAAAAAUUGCUUCAUCUUCUGAAUAUCUUUCUUUGUUGUCUUGGCAAUGUUGAAAUAUAUUAUUGGCGUUUUAUGUGGUUAAAGAGGAACAUGACAUCUUUUCGUUUUUGGUUGUUCGGUAUGCCCCACCCAGUCUUCAAGGUUCUGUGUUGUGCUUAGUGGGCUCAGCUAAACCUCCCUUUAUCAAAAAGUAUGUUUUGUAAAACGCUUUUCAAGGAUGAUCUGAUGUAUAAUGUUCUAUUGUCGUCACGGCUUUUUUUUCUUGGUCUAGGUUUGUUUGGGCGCUGCCCUUUCUCUCGUAUAAAGAGAGGAUAACUGAAACAGAGUUCUACUUGAAAUUUGUACAUAGAACUAUUAAAGGGUGGAACAAGU